GCCUAAGAGUUGGAAAAAGAUGGAAAGUAAAUUAAACCGCGAUUAAAGUUGAUCUGCAUUGGUAGAAAUAGGCACAAGAGAGGUACUGUUAUUAACAUUUUCAUUAAAGUGCGCGAUAUGUACGCGCGUGAGUUGAUUUAAAAAAUUUUACCCGCGACAUGUUUCGAAGAGGGCGCUUUCCAAUCGGAAUUGAAGCAGCGGAAGCAGCCAUCGUCUCUGUUAUCACAGAAACUGACAGGGUUUCUUCGACGUGGCCGUAUCGGUCCAGUGAUUGGACCGGGAGCCAUUAACUAGACAAACAACAGGGUUUCUUCGAUGCCUCCAGCAUGAAUGUCGUUGUUGUAACCGGCGGUACGGGGCUCGUGGGUAGAGCCAUUCAAAGUGUCGUCGAGCAGGAUAAGAGGGAGAACGAGAAAUGGAUAUUCGUUGGAUCGAAAGACGCGGACUUGUGUGACAAGGAGAGCACGCGGAGGUUGUUCGAGGCUCACAGACCGACCCACGUCGUUCACUUGGCCGCCAUGGUCGGCGGCCUCUUCCACAACAUGUCACAUAAUUUGGACUUUCUGCGGAACAAUGUGCACAUGAACGACAACGUCCUGCACACAGCUCACGAGCACGGUGUCACGAAGGUGGUUUCGUGCCUCUCCACUUGUAUAUUUCCCGACAAGACGUCCUAUCCGAUAGACGAAACUAUGGUACACAACGGACCGCCGCAUCCUUCGAAUUACGGCUACAGCUACGCCAAGCGACUCAUAGACGUUGCUAACAGAGGUUACCACGAUCAACACGGUAGACAGUACACCAGCGUGAUUCCUUGCAACGUAUUCGGCCCCCACGACAAUUUUCGUCCCGACGCCAGUCAUGUAAUACCUGGUUUAAUGCGGAGACUCCACGACUUGUGCAAAGAUGGAAACACAGAAGAUAAGGUAUUCACUGUGCUGGGCUCGGGUAAACCUCUGAGGCAAUUCAUCUACAGCAUAGACUUGGCGAAGCUGAUAAUUUGGGUGCUGCGGGAAUAUGAUUCUGUGGAACCGAUCAUAUUGUCAGUGGACGAAGCGCAAGAAAAAUCGAUAGCGCAGGUGGCGGAGACGCUGGCGCGAACUUUCGGCUUUAAGGGACGCGUGGUAUACGACACGUCGGCAGCGGAUGGACAGUACAAGAAAACGGCGAGCAACGCGAAGCUACGAAAGUACCUGCCCGAUUUUCAGUUCACGCCUUUCGAUCAAGCGAUCGAAGAGACUGUUGAUUGGUAUAUAAAAAACUACGACCGAGCGAGGAAUUAAAAUAGUGGGAUUGCAAACUUUAUAAUCUUGCUACGGUUUAUACUUGGAGAUACGAGCUUCAGUUACAGCUCGUCGGAAUUCAGUUAUUAAUGGUGAACGAUAUGAAUGUCACGAGCGGCAAAACUGCAAAAUAUAUUGAAGAUCGAUGGGUGUUGAUCGUAUAAUUUUAUCAUGCUGUAAAGAAGCUGUUUUCCGAAGUAAAUUAUCUUUACGAAACGUUGUACUUGUCACUCGAGAUGAACGAGAUCGAAACGUUUCGUUAAACCUUUGCAGGCGAGUUCAAUCGAGGCCUCUAGAAUUGGCAAUAAUUUCGGUGAGUAUUUCCAGACUGUUAAAUAAACAUUUGAGGAUACGU
Messenger RNA from Vollenhovia emeryi, 1638 nucleotides. It is a transcript of the gene Gmer, whose product is annotated as probable GDP-L-fucose synthase. Gene Ontology annotation, molecular function: GDP-L-fucose synthase activity. Gene Ontology annotation, biological process: nucleotide-sugar biosynthetic process. NCBI's taxonomy places the organism in Eukaryota, Metazoa, Arthropoda, Insecta, Hymenoptera, Formicidae. The record is from RefSeq and is a predicted model, not a curated record. Bases 327 to 1283 code for a protein of 318 amino acids. The transcript is spliced from 6 exons.